Molecule: messenger RNA, 1655 nt
Organism: Arachis ipaensis
Lineage: Eukaryota; Viridiplantae; Streptophyta; Magnoliopsida; Fabales; Fabaceae
Product: RAF-like serine/threonine-protein kinase 20
Source: RefSeq, a predicted model, not a curated record
CAUCGCAAACCCUAACUCAAUUCACCCACACUAUUCUCAUCUUCUACAAACAAUGAUAUAGUUACCCACCGGAAGCACAACACCGUCUUCUUCGUCGCAACGCCUUCUUCAUCAUCUUCUGAUUGCAGCACCGUUUCCUGAGGUCUCGUCGCCGUCGUCUUCUGAGGGAUGCGAGGAAGGGGUUAGGGUUUGGCGGUGGUAGAAGGAGCAAAAUGGAGGAGUCUGAACUUGAAGAGGGAGAGGCAUGCUCAUUCCUGAACCACGAGGAGGAGCUUGAUGAUGCUAGCAUCGAUCCUGAUGUUGAUCUCUCUUACAUUAGCAUCAAGAGCAAGCAACCAGAAAUGACAAAUUUUGGCUUUCCAGCAUCAGAUGUUGGAGGAUUGCAGGUAAUAAAGAACUGUGACCUUGAAAAGCUUAUAGAAUUAGGAUCUCGUACAUUUGGGACUGUGUAUCAUGGAAAAUGGAGAGGCACUGAUGUUGUAAUCAAGCGGAUUACUGAUAGGUGUUUUGCAAGAAAGCCUUCAGAGCAAGAGCGAAUGGUUUACUUUUCAUUGAUAAUGUUUUUGAGUUCCCUUUUCCCCUGCCCUUUUUCCAUGACUAAUGAAAUGGUUUACAUUGAUUAUCUGUUUAUACAGUAAAGAGCUGACUUCUAGAAUGAGGCAAUCAAGCUUGCUGACUUGCACCACCCAAAUGUGGUGGCACUCUAUAGUGUUGUCCUUGAUAGCCCAGGAGGUUCUGUGGCAACAGUAACUGAAUAUAUGGUUAAUGGUUCUCUAAGAACUUCCUUACUGAAAAAUGGGAGGUAAUAUCUACAACUGGUUAUGUCGAGCAAUCUGUAUAUGGGGUAUGCUCUUAUUGUUUUUCAAGAUUUUGUGUGCCAUAGAACAUUGUAAUUCCAGAGUUGCAUAUGUUGUUUUGAAGAAAACUCAGCAAUUGACAUUGCUUGCACAAUUUUAUAGGUGGUGAUCAGCACAAUAAGUCUUCUAUAAGUUUCUUUUCUAGAUAGGCAGACUUUUUUCUCGCAUUUACUUAUUAAAUAUAUAUAAAUGUAUAUAGUAUUCUCGUUAUCUAAAGAAAACUAAGUAUAUGUCUUUGUUACUACUAAUUAAUUAGUUUCUUAUUACAAUGUGGUAUGUGUAGACAAGUAUAUGUCUUUGGAAAACUAAGUUAUUGUAAUAAUUUGUUAAUACAAAAUUAAAAGUAUAGGAACUAGUGUUUGCUUGGCAUCUUCUCUUCAGAGAUCUACACAGAUUUCAUUAUGCAGUGAGUUUUGGAAUCAUUGGAGACUAUGUUCUUUUUCUUGCACCAUUCAAUGUUAGUAACAGUAGUAUAAAGAUUUGAAGAGUUGGCCUUUAAACCAACAUAGCCAGCCCCAAAAACCAGAGCUGCAAAACUUCCAGCAUAUACGUUUCUCAAGCUAAAGGUUGAUUUGAUCUUGAAGGAGGCACUGAUGAAGUUGUGAAGAAAAGAAUAAUAUAAUGGAAUAAAGGGAGAUGCUGAAAGAUGAUAGUAUUUAAGUAAACUGUGGGCACUUGAAAGUGGAGAAUUGCAUAUAAACCUACAAAGCCUUGAUCUCAUCGACACUCAAUAGUAAAAAUGUAAAAUUACAUUAUUAUUAGCAUCAUGUUUUAAAGUAAUUAUAAUUAUUUAUUAGA